GUCGUCAGCGAGCUGUCAGACCCGAGAGAGGAGGACUCGGUCCAGCAUCUCUGGAGCAGCGGAGCGGAGCGGAUGACUGAGACACAUUCAGGCUGAAAUGAGGAGCUUUUAGCUGAAUGUUUCCUCCACAAACUGGAUGUUUUAAAAGCUGGAUGUUUACAGACUGACCCUCCUCGUCUGCCGUAGAACCAGACUGGAGAUCUGACUUUAAUUCUAUCAAUGAGAUAAUGUGGAGUGGCUGAAAAACACAAGAUGAAGAAGCAGUUCAACCGAAUGAGACAGCUCGCCAACCAAACUGUGGGCAGGGCUGAAAAAACAGAAGUCUUAAGUGACGACCUACUACAGGUGGAGAAACGUCUGGAGCUGGUCAAGCAGGUUUCCCACAGCACUCAUAAGAAGUUGACCGCCUGUCUGCAGGGCCAGCAGGGCGUGGAGGUGGAGAAGAAGUCUGUCAGGUCGCCAUCGAAGAAGCUUCCUCUAACAACACUAGCGCAAUGUAUGGUGGAGGGGGCGGCGGUGCUCGGGGACGAGUCUCUACUAGGGAAGAUGCUGAAGCUCUGCGGCGAGACGCAGGACAAACUCGCUCACGAGCUCAUCUUGUUCGAGCUCACCAUCGAGCGGGACGUCGUCGAGCCGCUGUACGACCUCGCAGAGGUGGAAAUCCCAAAUAUCCAGAAACAAAGGAAACAUUUAGCGAAGCUGGUGCUGGACAUGGACUCAGCGCGAACACGGUUUUAUCAGUCCACCAAGUCUUCAGGACUGUCCAGCAACCUGCAGCCAGCGGGUGCAAAGGCCGACCACCAGAGGGAAGAGAUGGAGGAGGCAGCCAACCGCAUGGAGAUCUGUCGAGAUCAGUUAUCAGCAGACAUGUACAGUUUUGUGGCCAAAGAAAUUGACUAUGCAAGCUACUUCCAGACACUGAUAGAAGUGCAGGCAGAGUACCACAGGAAGUCAUUAGAGCUGCUUCAGAGCAUACUGCCCCAGAUCAAAGCUCAUCAGGAGACCUGGGUGGAGAAGCCGUGCUACGGGAAACCAUUAGAGGAGCACUUAGCGCUCAGCGGGAGAGAUAUUGCCUUCCCCAUCGAGGCCUGUGUCACCAUGUUGCUGGAGUGUGGCAUGCAGGAAGAGGGUUUGUUCAGAGUCGCUCCUUCGGCCUCCAAACUGAAGAAGCUGAAGGCGUCUUUGGACUGCGGCGUGUUGGAUGUUCAGGAGUACUCUGCAGACCCCCACGCCAUCGCAGGUGCUCUGAAGUCGUACCUGCGGGAGCUCCCUGAGCCGUUAAUGUCAUACGAGCUCUACAACGACUGGAUCCAGGCCUCCAACAUUCAAGACCAAGACAAGAGGCUGCAGGCUCUCCUCAACGCCUGUGAGAAACUCCCCCCAGCCAACAACAACAACUUUAAGUAUUUGAUCAAAUUCCUCUCCAAACUGACUGAUGACCAGGACGUGAACAAGAUGACGCCUGGAAACAUCGCGAUUGUCCUCGGACCGAACCUGCUGUGGAUGCACGACGAAGGCAGCAACAUCACAGAGAUGAUGACCACGGUUUCCCUGCAGAUCGUCGGCAUCAUCGAGCCCAUCAUCCAGCACGCCGACUGGUUCUUCCCUGGAGAAAUCGAGUUCAACGUCACGGGGAACUACGGAAGCCCGGUGCACACCAACCACAACGCCAACUACAGCUUGAUGCCGUCUCCGGACAUGGAGCAGAUGGAGCGGAAGCAGAACGACCAGAGUCGGCGGCCGCUCAGCGUCGCCACGGACAACAUGAUGCUGGAGUUCUAUAAGAAGGACGGCAUUAGGAAGAUACAAAGCAUGGGUGUCAGGGUGAUGGACACUACUUGGGUGUCGCGCAGGGGCUCAUCUUCUUCGCGUAAAACCUCUUCCACGCCACCGAGCGUGCACUCCACUUUCCCGCCCACUGACGCUCUCGUCCCCGAACAGACUGUUGGGGAUUUCUCUGCCUCCCCCUCCCCCACCCCUCCUCCCACUAACAGCGACCGAGCCAGCUCAGACGAUGCAUCCUCCAAUUGGUCGGACUCCUGUUACGCCUACCCCUCCCCCGAGGAGGAGAGGCCGCCUCCCCCUUACCCCUCUUCCUCCUCUUCCUCCUCUUCUUCCUCUUGCUCUUCCUACUCGCUCCCUCACCACCACUUCUACACCCGAGCACCUCCGUGUUUGCGUCCCGUCGCUCCCAACCCCGAGUCCGUGCCCCCCGGCCCGUCCCCUCCCUCACGCCGCUGCGGCUACAGCCCGCCCCCGCUCCCCCACCCCCUCUGCCCGUCCCCUCAGCCGCUUGACGUCAACUCCAACCCCAAACCCAGCUCCUUGCACCUGCCCAAACAGGCCUCACUGGCCGACGCUUCGCAUGCGGCCCCGUCCGAAGCGAAUGGCUCCACCCUUUACAUCAAACCCCCGCUCGUUCUUACUCGCCACGAUCUGUUCCUGGGCUCCCCCAAACCUCCCAACACCCCCCUAUCUGCUCCCCCUCCAUGGGCCGCCUGUGCCUGUAGCCGGGAGAGAGGAGCCAAGCUGACUAGUACUCUGAAGAACAAGGAGCUGUCUCCAGUGAUCGGACAGAAGGGACUCCAGGGGACGAUGACCUCUAGUGGACAAUGUGAUCACAGCCCUCUCACCCUGAGGAGAGCAAAGAAGCUGGCCCCGAUCCCCCCUAAAGUCCCGUACUGCCAGUCAGGAGCCAUGUCGGACCAGUCGACAGGUCAACCGUCUCCAGUCAGCCUGUCGCCGACUCCUCCCAGCACCCCGUCCCCGUACAGCUUCAGCUACCCGCAGGGAUACGCCACCAUCGGCUCCCCGGGACAGAUCCAGAUGGCCACCACCCCGUCUCUCUCCUCUCCGCCCUCGCUGGCCGGGACUCUCACCAAGGCCAGGCCGACCCCCAAGCCGCCCCGGCAGAGGCCCAGCUUACCUCCUCCUCAGCCCCCCAGCACGCCCGGCACCAGUCCCCAGCCUCUGGACCACUCGACGGGCCUCCUGGAUGGUUUGUCUCCCGGGGAAAGCAUGUCCACAGAUUCUCUCUGCAACUUGGACAUCCCCGUCAUUGACGUGGAACUGGACGGUAUUUUUGACUUUCCUCACAUCUCCCCCUUCAGGAACUCAGUGGCGCUGCUCGAAUCCACCAACAACAGAGCCGAGUCGGAGGAAGAUUGCGAGAGCACGGCGCUAUGACGCCACUGAGUCCCCCCACCCCCCCCUCCGCCUCAUCCUCAUCCUCAUAAUGUUAGCUGAUUAAAUGAAACACAACGCUGCACCAUCUCGCUCAAAACCCCCCAACACACUCUGGAUCUCAUCGCCACGCCGACCCUGAGCAACUUGUAAAAACUUUGAGAAAAUAACACCCAAAAAAAAAAAAGAAAUCACACGAGGGAACGUUUGAUCAGACACACAGUUUUAUUUAAUUUAAUGUUUUAUGUUUCUUUUGGCCUUAUUUGAUUCACUUGCAAUAUUGCCUUUAACUUCACACACGAGACUGGAAACAGGCCGCUGGGAGGAACGAGUGCUCGUCGUCAUCGUCGCUGCUGCUUCUCAUGAGUGAAUUUUAAGAAGGAAGACCAACACGGUACCGUACAUCUGUCCUGCCAACGCUUGCUUCUUCUUCUUUUGUUUAUCUGCUCCCUCAUUCCUCAGGGGUAUCAGUUGAAAUGCCUCGCUCUGGCACGUGGUGGCAACAACCCCGCCCACCCCCGAUAUUUCUGUCCCACCUGAGCGUUCACUGUGAGUGUGCCAGUAUGUCGUGUGUGUGUGUUUAUAUGUGUUUGGUAAUUGUACUGUAUGAUGAUGUUGCACUGUUGGUGUCGUGGAGCAUAAACAGGAAUGCAUGUUUUAGAGAUUUUAGGAAAAUAACUACGAGGUUGCAAAGAGGUUAAAAAACGCCCAAUCACACUUUUCUCUCAUCAAUCACUGAAUAUUUAUUGUUUAUAUUGUACAAUUUCAGAGUAUAUGAUACAAGUAACAUUAUAAAUCAGAUCAGAUCAUAUUUUGUAUCUACAGGAGAGCUAUUAAAGACACCGUUUCCUCCAGAUAGAACACAGUAGAUGCUGUCAGGGAGCUGUUAAACAUAUGAGAUACAUAUAUAGGUACAAAAAGGAAGGGUUGUAAGCUCAUUUUUCCAUGUUGAGUCACUUCAGCUUCAAGAGCGUGGAGCUGAAUCCACAGAGAGACUACGAUGCCUGGAGUGUGCCACCAGAACAUUUUCUCAAAUUAAUAAUUAUUAAUGAUUGUCCAGCUUGUUAUAUUUUGGCCAAUCAGAGCUCCUGUUGCUGCUCUGUGGGUUUCUUUAAAGGUGUCCUGUGGAGUUUUCUUAUAAAAGCCCAGACACACCAACCCGGCAUCAGAGAACUAGCGGCGACGAAGGCCACCUGUUGCGUCGCCUCACAUCGCCUUUGUUUUGGCUGAUGAAGUUGCACUCGAAC
Sebastes umbrosus (honeycomb rockfish) is the source of this 4430-nucleotide messenger RNA. RefSeq names its product rho GTPase-activating protein 44-like. Bases 253 to 3186 code for a protein of 977 amino acids. NCBI's taxonomy places the organism in Eukaryota, Metazoa, Chordata, Actinopteri, Perciformes, Sebastidae. The record is from RefSeq and is a predicted model, not a curated record. Gene Ontology annotation, cellular component: leading edge membrane; postsynaptic density; intracellular anatomical structure. The transcript is spliced from 22 exons. Gene Ontology annotation, molecular function: protein binding; GTPase activator activity. Gene Ontology annotation, biological process: modification of dendritic spine; negative regulation of Rac protein signal transduction; neurotransmitter receptor transport, endosome to postsynaptic membrane.